Molecule: messenger RNA, 828 nt
Organism: Rodentolepis nana
Lineage: Eukaryota; Metazoa; Platyhelminthes; Cestoda; Cyclophyllidea; Hymenolepididae
Source: the annotation of a GenBank genome assembly
AUGGCUGAUUCUAUUCCUCUGGAAGGUGAUCUUAGCCCCGAUGCCAGCUGGAUACAUCUAUUCAUUAACAAUACGAACGUGACUAGUCAUCGGGAGUCACAGAUCAGCAAUGAGACUCUAAUGCAUGGGAUUGGAGAAGAUUCUGAACAAAAGGGAGUUGUAACUUUCCCUUUGCGAUCGAUUGCGCACAUUGAGGAAAGGCGAUUUGAACUUCGUGAUCUCGCUCUGGAAUUAUUCUUUAAUCGGAUGUGCAAUAUUCCACCUGUCAUGAUUGCCUUUCGUUCAAAGAAAGCAAGAUCGGGAUCACUUUCUGCUAACUUUGGUUGGAGCCUGCAGUGCAGCUUUGGGAUUGAAAACUGUCGUCGGUAUCCAUCACAACGUCUUCGAGAUGCUUGUGCUGGCAUUCUUGGUCCCUUUUCAACACCCUACAUUGGUCAAGCUACUCGUGGACGUCUUCUCGACGCUCAAGUUGCCUGGCUCCGAGGUCAAAUGUCAAAUUUUGAUUAUCUUAUGGCGCUUAAUUCCGCCGCAGGGAGGACAUACAAUGAUAUUACACAGUAUAAGUACAGCUUUGACGAGGAACAACGGUCCAUUCUUUGUCCUGUCUAUCAUUAUUCAUCUUUCUGUUCUAAUGAGGCCAUCAUUCUUCAUCUUCUAUUCCGCCUCAUUCCAGUUGCAUUCAGGCUUAUUCAAUUUCAAGCGAAGCAUGUUAAGGAGUUGAUUCCCGAGUUCUUCUUUCGAUCUGACCUCUUCACCAACCAUGAAAACUUUGAAUUAGGCACUCGUCAUGAUGGCAUACUGGUUGAUGGAGUUGAACUACCUCCGUAA